This is a messenger RNA of Strongyloides ratti, 1224 nucleotides long. RefSeq names its product Ancient ubiquitous protein 1. Bases 1 to 1224 code for a protein of 407 amino acids. The transcript has 2 exons. The record is from RefSeq and is a predicted model, not a curated record. Lineage: Eukaryota; Metazoa; Nematoda; Chromadorea; Rhabditida; Strongyloididae. Gene Ontology annotation, cellular component: membrane.
AUGAGUCUUCGGAUAAAUGAUUUAUUUGAUAAAGAACGUAUACCAUCAGCACAUUAUCAAAAGUGGUUAUUUUAUAUUUAUUUACCCAUUGGAUUUAUAAUAUUUUUUCUGAGAUUGGGUCUUGGAAUUCAAAUGUUUCUUAUUGCUUGUAUAUUAAGAAAAAAUUAUGUUAUUCGUUCAGCCAUUCUUAGAAUAUAUGCUAUGCUAAUGGGGAUUGUUAUUGUAAAUAAGGGGCCUGUAGAACAUUGGGACAAUAAAACAAGAUUGAUGGUUGCUAAUCAUAUAACAGCAAUAGAUCAUUUUGCAAUUGAAUUAUCUCAAUCAUGUACUUUACCUUCAAUAUGGGAUAUUCCAAACUUUUUAAGGUGGACAUUAGGAUAUGUUGAUCUUGGAGCAAAAAAAGGAAGAGAAGAAUUUGUAAAACAAGUUAAAGCAUAUUUGGCACAUAAACAUGAAGAAUGUAAUGCUUCAGAUACAUCAUUACCAUUGUUAUCCUUUCCAGAAGGAUGUAUUACAAAUGGAAAUAAGGGAUUAUUAAAAUUUAGUUCAUGGCCAUUUGAAGUAGCAGAAACAAUUCAACCUAUUGCUUUAACUAUGCAUCGACCAAUUUUUUCUGAAUUAAAGUCAACUGUUAUUGGAUCUCCAUGGUGGGAGGAUGUAUUAUUUUUUAUGUUAUUACCAGUUUCUAUAAUUCAUAUAAAUUGGUUGUCACCCAUGCAUAAGAAACCUGACGAAACUAGUGAGGAGUUUGCAGAUAGGUGCUCUUCUGUUUUAUCAGCUUAUCUUGAGAUAGAAAAAACAUCAUUUACAUCAUCUGAUGUUAAUGAAGCUUUACGUAGAAUAUUUAGAGAAUCAAGAAACAACAAAGCAAUGGCAUCAGGAAAAAUAGCAAAAAAUAAUGUUACAGAGGCUAAUUUAAAUAGUUGGGCACUUAAGAUCAAACAAGCUCAUCCUAAAAUUCAUUUAUCAGUUUUGAAAGAUAAUUUGCGUGUGACUAAAGAUCCAGGUGAAACAAUUAAUAUUAUUAUGAAGGGUGGCUUAAUUUCUGAAUCAAAGGAGGCAUAUGCUAACAGUAAAACAUUGUCAGAGAAACUAUUGAAAAUGCCAAAAGAUGUUAGGAGAUUAUUAGAAGAUCGUAAAUGGGAUUUAAUUGAAAGAAAUAGAAAAAGUUAUCUUGAUAAGUCAAGGAAAUUGAUUAAUAAUCUUAAGCAACAACUUGAAUAG